GCGAGAAUACACUUCUUUCGAGCUGUUUUGCCUCUUGGAUAAUACAUAGACACCUACAACAGAUCAGUUCUCUCACAAUUGUGUGUUCUUCACGCUCUUGUGUAAUUAUCAAUAUUCGGUAUCAACGGCAAUAUUGUCAUCGUGUACAUCAUUUCCCACUAACAAUCGCAGGUUCAAACGCCCCGUCAAACGCCGUCGAGUCAGGGUGACUUUGCCUUUCGUCUUAAGGCUGUCUCUCAACUGGUAGGAGAUCCUCGAGUGUCGUCCGGUCUUAGAGACCACCCAAAAGAAGAACCAUGAAGCUCUGCGCGGACUGCUUGAAAGGCAAACGCCUUCCCGGAACGCCAGGAGGUGACAUGCUCAAAAUCGGCGUGACUGAUUGCUAUUAUGCUCGUGCAUCGGAUGCUGUCCGCACGCCCGCCGCGGAGAAGAGCGCCAUCCUAGUCUUCACGGACAUAUUUGGGCUGCCGUUACCGAAUCCCAAGAUUAUGGCGGAUGGGUUUGCAAUGGAGAUAGGGGUGGAUGUGUAUGUGCCAGACUUGUUCGCCGGACAUCCACCGAUCAGAGAGGAAGAUCUCCUCCCGUAUGAUCACACCGAGAUUGGGGUCAAGCCGCCGCUCUGGAAGAACCUGGGCUAUACGUGGCAGGUGCUCAAGUCCAUGCCGAACAUGAUGACGACUGGGUCACGCCCGAGUGCAGCCGGGAGAAUGAUAACGUUCGUUGAGAACUUGAAGAAAGAGAAAGGGGUUGAGAAGCUCGGAGUGGUUGGGGAAGCGCACACAUCUUGGCUUGUGGGCGGCGUUAUCGCCGAUCUGAUGCCCUACCACCUGUUCUCGAGUGCAGUCAUCUGUCAUCCUGGCGACUUUGAUCACAAGCUGGUGGACGAGAUAAACUUUCCUACCUCCUGGGUUACCUGUGAAGAAGAUGCGUUCUUUUCGCCCACUUCCACGGAGGAUGUCAACGAGCGCCUUGCCCGUCGGAAUCAACAAUUACGCGAGCAAGGCAAAGAGGCACCCGAGUAUGAGAUGAAGCGGUAUAUGGGGACUCGACACGGAUUUGCGUGCCGUCCGGCGCUUGAGGUCGAGGCCGUGAGGAAUGCGUGGGAGGGGGCUUGGGAGCAGACUGUGCGGUGGUUCAAGAAGACUUUGCUUUGA
Dacryopinax primogenitus is the source of this 1154-nucleotide messenger RNA. RefSeq lists its product as uncharacterized. The record is from RefSeq and is a predicted model, not a curated record. Lineage: Eukaryota; Fungi; Basidiomycota; Dacrymycetes; Dacrymycetales; Dacrymycetaceae. Gene Ontology annotation, molecular function: hydrolase activity. The coding region runs from base 297 to 1154 and encodes 285 amino acids. The transcript has 7 exons.